AAAUUUUGAAGGAGUGAAGGACUACACUGCUGUCCGGUAUAAAUUAUAAAAUAUAAAAAACAAUUUUUUGGCAACAGACCUCUUAAUAAAUCACAACAAACAAAAUACUUUGAUUAACUCCCUCCUUUUAAUUAAUCAAGUAUUUGCUGAUGGCAACGACGUCAUUUCUGUCUCCGACGCAGCGGUAUGCAGCCGGUGCACUAUUCGCAAUUGCUCUUCACCAGGCUCAGAUCCACCAGACUCGCCCGUUGGGCGUGCCCACAGAAGAAGACUCAUCUGAGGACCGAACCAGUUGUAGUAGUAGCAGUGACUCCGUCUCCGAGGACCCUGAACUUUGGGUCCAUGAAAAUUCGGGUCUGCUCCGCCCUGUUUUCAGUUUUCUGCAGAUUGAUUCAGCAGCAUGGCUUGGACUUGAGGAAACAGCUGGAUCUUCUCCUGUUCAGAAUCAUGUUGGAGCUUUUUUGAGGUUGCUCUCAGUAGAAAGUGAUGAUAGUUCUUCCCAGAGUUCAGAUCAGGAAUUAGCCUUGGCAAAAGCGAUUGAUGUUACAGCACGCAGCCUAGAGACAAAUUCUGAAUCUUUUAAGUCCAAGAAAGAGAAACAUCAAGAAUAUGAAGUUGAAUGUCGUGAGAAAUGUUCCACUGCUGAAACGCAGUCACUCUCUGAAUCAGUAAAUAGGCACAUGACCACUCAGCAGGAUUCAGAGAGUAAUAUGUCCGAAGGUGCUCCUUUUGGUUCUGGCAGUAAUGUUGAUGAUGAGAGACCCAUUGAAGAGGAAACAAACCUCGGUUAUCAGAGGAAAGUUACAGUUCUUUAUGAACUUCUAUCAGCUUGUCUAGCAGAUGCACCUGAAGAUAGCAAAAAAAUUAACCAGCGAAGAAAGGGUUAUGAUGCUCGACAUCGUGUGGCUCUUCGAUUGCUGGCAACGUGGCUUAAUAUCAAUUGGAUAAAAAUGGAAGCCAUAGAGAUGAUGGUCGCUUGCUCUGCAAUGGCUUUAAGAAAAGCAGAAGAAUCAAAGGAAGAAGCCAAUUCACCCAAAAGCAAAUGGGCUAAAUGGAAGCGUGGUGGUAUUAUUGGUGCAGCUGCAUUAACUGGAGGAACCUUGAUGGCAAUAACUGGCGGAUUAGCUGCUCCAGCGAUUGCUGCUGGAUUUGGUGCUCUAGCUCCAACAUUGGGCACUCUCAUCCCUGUUAUUGGAGCAAGUGGGUUUGCUGCAGUUGCUAGUGCUGCUGGAACUGUUGCUGGUUCUGUUGCCGUUGCUGCAUCAUUUGGAGCUGCUGGAGCUGGACUUACGGGGAGUAAAAUGGCUAGGAGAACUGGAAGCGUUGAUGAAUUCGAAUUCAAACCUAUCGGAGAAAGUAAUAAUCAAGGCCGGCUAGCAGUUGAAAUCUUCAUCUCUGGAUUAGUUUUUAAUGAGGAAGAUUUUAUAAGGCCUUGGGAAGGAAAAGAUGACAAUAUGGAGAGGUAUGCACUGCAGUGGGAGUCCAAAAAUCUCAUUGCAGUGAGCACUGCAAUUCAGGAUUGGCUUACUUCAAGCAUAGCUAUGGGGUUAAUGAAGCAAGGCGCAAUGUUGACUGUAUUAAACUCACUUUUAGUAGCAUUGGCUUGGCCAGCAACUUUAGUUUUAGCUGCUGAUCUUAUAGAUAGCAAAUGGACAAUUGCUGUGAACAGGUCAGACAAAGCAGGGAGGCUGCUAGCUGAGGUGUUACUGAAAGGACUGCAAGGGAACAGGCCUGUGACCCUUAUAGGUUACUCACUUGGAGCUCGUGUAAUAUUUAAGUGUCUUGAAUAUUUGGCCGAGACUGAACGCAAUGCUGGAAUUGUAGAACGAGUUGUUCUUCUUGGAGCACCCAUCUCAAUUAAAGAUCAGAACUGGGAAGCUGUAAGAAAGAUGGUGGCCGGAAGAUUUGUUAAUGCUUAUUCCACAAAUGAUUGGAUGCUUGGACUUUCUUUCCGAGCAAGUCUAUUUUCACAAGGAUUAGCUGGAAUUCAAGCCAUUGAUGUUCCUGGGAUUGAGAAUGUUGAUGUAACCCAUCUCAUUGAAGGCCACUCUUCCUAUCUAUGGGCAACGCAGCAGAUACUGGAUCGUCUUGAACUAGAUACUUAUUAUCCUGUUUUCAGAAGCGAUCUAGACAACAAGUAGGAGUUUCCCAACAUACAGUUUCUGCUUCUACCAUUACUGCCUCUUCUUGGAUGAGUUUCGCAACUCGAAGCUCAUUGUAAAUUAUGAUAAAUAAAAUAUAAGGUCUGAUACAACAUUGAAAUCAUUGAAAGAAUGAUAUUCAAGUUUCUGUAUCAUGAGAGUGAGUUAACCCUAUUCAUAGAGAUUAGAGAUGUUUGAUUCUUAGGUGAAAGACCACAGUAAACAUUACAUGUAAACUUUCUUCAUUCUAAAUUUGUGUGGAUUAAUCUUAUAAAGAAGUAAAUAAUAAAAGAAUGGAUGAGAUGGUCGCUUAUCCAACUUCACUAA
Messenger RNA from Pistacia vera, 2468 nucleotides. Its product is annotated as transmembrane and coiled-coil domain-containing protein 4. The coding region runs from base 150 to 2141 and encodes 663 amino acids. The record is from RefSeq and is a predicted model, not a curated record. The transcript has 15 exons. Lineage: Eukaryota; Viridiplantae; Streptophyta; Magnoliopsida; Sapindales; Anacardiaceae.